Molecule: messenger RNA, 1018 nt
Organism: Osmerus eperlanus (European smelt)
Lineage: Eukaryota; Metazoa; Chordata; Actinopteri; Osmeriformes; Osmeridae
Product: tryptase-2-like
Exons: 5
Coding region: 71-865 (264 amino acids)
Biological process (GO): proteolysis
Molecular function (GO): serine-type endopeptidase activity
Source: RefSeq, a predicted model, not a curated record
GCAUUACUUCAACACCUGAAUGACAAGUGUGUCUAUUAUUGUUUGUGAUCAGAGGUAACAGGUAGAAGCGAUGACUUUGUGGGGACUUCUGGCUGUGUCUCUUCUGCUUCAUGAUGCUACAGGUUUUGUAUCACCGGGUGUUCGGAGCUCCAUCGUGGGUGGAGAAAAUGCGCCGGAGGGCCGUUGGCCAUGGAUGGUCUACCUCUCUCUAACCAACGGCUAUGACAGUUGGUCAUGUGGUGGCUCAGUCCUUAACGAGGAAUGGGUGCUGACUGCAGCGCACUGUGUUGACCCGUCACUUCAGGCUCUUCUGAAUUUCUCAUUUGCACGGCUGGGCACUCACGCCUUAACAGGAGUGUCUGAGUUUUAUCGUGGAAUAUCUCGCUUCUCCUCCCACACCAACUACGACGCAAACGGAGAAGAGUACGACAUUGCCUUGGUGAAGCUGGAUAAGAAGGUCACGUACUCCUCCCGGGUCUCACCUGUAGCCUUACCUGCAGAAGAUGAUUUUUUCAACCCCAAGUCUGAGUGCUGGGUCACUGGCUGGGGUAACGUUCAUGAAGGAAUACCGUUAGAUGACCCUCAAAUUCUGCAACAACUGCAAAUACCUCUCAUUAAGGAUGGUCUUUGUAAGUACGCGUAUCCUCAAUUCGUUCCCACGAUGCUAUGUGCUGGAUUCAUGGAAGGAGAGAAAGACUCCUGCCAGGGCGACUCCGGUGGCCCACUGGUGUGUCGCUCCGCUGAGAGGUUUGUCCAAGUGGGAAUCGUGAGCUUCGGAGAGGGCUGCGCACAAGAGGGCUUCCCAGGAGUCUACACCCGUGUGGCCAAAUAUCUAGACUUCAUCAAUGAGACUAUUCAUGCUUAAUCUUCAGAUGAAAAGCUUAGUGGGUGGGAUGUCCAUAUCAUGCUUUGUAAUGCUGAACGUGUUUGCUCUCACUUAAAGACUUGCUAUUCUUGCUUCUUCCAUAUAAAGCUUUGCCUCUUAAUAAACAUCAACCAUCAACCAUUUGUGUGACUU